This is a messenger RNA of Oncorhynchus keta (chum salmon), 2747 nucleotides long. RefSeq names its product WD repeat and FYVE domain-containing protein 1-like. Bases 65 to 1297 code for a protein of 410 amino acids. NCBI's taxonomy places the organism in Eukaryota, Metazoa, Chordata, Actinopteri, Salmoniformes, Salmonidae. The record is from RefSeq and is a predicted model, not a curated record. The transcript has 12 exons. Gene Ontology annotation, molecular function: metal ion binding; protein binding.
UAAUCCUACUCAUCCUUUUAGCUGUCAGCUGAUUGUCGAGUUGGAAGAAAAAGAAAACAUAGCCAUGGCGGCAGAGAUUCAUUCGAGGCCUCAAAGCUCAAGACCCGUUCUUCUAAAUAAGAUCGAAGGACAUUCUGACGCGGUCAAUGCUGCAGUUUUGAUACCGAAAGAGGACGGAGUGAUCACAGUUAGCGAGGACAGAACUAUCCGGGUAUGGCUGAAGAGAGACAGUGGACAGUACUGGCCCAGUAUCUACCACACGGUCUCCUCGCCGUGCUCCUGUAUGUCGUACCACCACGAUAGCAGGCGCAUCUUCAUAGGGCAGGACAACGGGGCCAUUGUGGAAUUCCUUCUGUCUGAAGAUUUCAACAAGAUGAACCACGUGAAGACGUAUCCUGCCCAUCAGAACCGUGUGUCAGACAUGGUGUUUUCUCUGGAGAGCGAGUGGGUGGUGAGCACCGGACACGACAAGAGUGUGAGCUGGAUGUGCACCCAGAGCGGCAGUAUGCUGGGGCGCCACUACUUCGACUCCUGGGCCUCCUGUCUACAGUAUGACAAUGACACCCAGCAUGUCUUUAUAGGGGACCACUCAGGACAGAUCACCCUGCUGAAACUGGAGAGACAGACCUACUCCACUGUGACCACACUGAAGGGCCACGAAGGUAGUAUUGGAGCUCUGUGGUGGGAUCCUGUUCAGAGGCUUUUGUUCUCAGGAGCGUCGGACCACAGUGUCAUCAUGUGGGACAUCGGGGGCCGCAAGGGACGAACACUACUGCUCCAGGGCCACCAUGAACGAGUGCAGGCGGUGCGCUACCUGCAGCUGACCAGACAGCUGGUGUCCUGUUCUGCAGAUGGAGGUGUCACAGUGUGGAACAUGGACACUCCCAGAGAAGAGGCUCCUCAGUGGUUAGACAGUGACUCGUGUCAGAAGUGUGAGCAGCCUUUCUUCUGGAAUGUCAAACAGAUGUGGGACUCGAAGACGAUUGGUCUUCGGCAGCACCACUGCAGGAAGUGUGGCAAGGCGGUGUGUGGGAAGUGUAGUUCCAAGCGCACUACAUACCCUGUGAUGGGCUUUGAGUUCCAGGUGCGCGUGUGUGACACCUGCUACGACACCGUCAAGGACGAGGAUCGCACAGCGUUAGCAACGUUCCAUGAGGGGAAGCACAACAUAGCCUUUAUGGACAUGGACCCUUCCAGAGGCCUGAUGGUGACCUGUGGCAGCGACCGUGUCAUCAAGAUAUGGGACAUGACGCAAGUGGUUGGCUGUAGCAUAGCAACAGGCUUUUCCCCACGUUGAUUAACCCCUGCCCCUGAUCGGCCCCCAAACUCUGUCCUCUGCACUACUGACAGGUGUCUCUGUCCUUGGGACCUCUGUUGCAAUGACAACUCCUUUGUCUCAUCCUUCUGGCUCCUCUUCUCUGUCUGGCUGCUUCUGUUCUCUCACAUCCCACUGAACGUUUGGAUGAAGAUACGUGUGUGCUGUGUAAAUGGGUGGGUACUGGUGUUGGUAACCCUUCGCUUGAUUUGGUGUCAGUUUUGUACGACAGAAGUCUCAAAUGUGUCUCAGGUCUAACUUCCAAUGUGUACCCAUUUAGUGGACCUCCAAGGUGUGUGUGUGUGUGUGUGUGGAAGGAGCAGUGUUUGUGUUGACGUAUGUUAGACUUCUGUCAGGUUUCUUUGACAAAGUGGGUCACAUUCCUCUUGCACUGUAACAUUGGACUGCUAACACCCAUCAUCCACAAUGCCCUGCCCAACAGACACACAGGGCUCUCCUAUUGGCUGGUGACUUCAACUUUCUACAUUUGAAAUAUUGCAAAUACUAACCAUUAAUUACGACACUGCUUUUAUAUAUGCAUAGUGUGUACAGUAUGAGAUGCAGUGUUACUUACCUCUGUAUAUCCCUCAAUGAUCAUGAGGUCAGUUUCUCUCUUUCUCGCUAGGCCUUCUCUUUCCCCCUCUCUUGUUCUCUCUUCACUAGUUGGCCUUAAACUCACUUGUUUGUCUCGGAGGAGGAGAUGGAAGAGUCAGUAGCCGGCAUGGCUGUACGUGCCCGAUUGACGCUCGAGCCGUCGGCAUGACAACCCUUGCCGAGCCGUAGGCACAGCUGUUCUCCCCCAGACAUUGUCCAACUUCACCUCAGACACACCUAAAACAUCUCUUGUCAAUUUUCUGUGCAGAUAUCACUUCUAGUCCUGAUAACCAAGACCCCAUACUCUAUUGUUGCCUUUGUGAUAAGUAAAGAUGAAUUUGCGUAUAAUGAAAAACAGUGUACAGUUUUGAACAAGAGGUUUUUGUUCUGCUUUUGCUCUAUUUAGACAGGCACUUAGGUACUGAAAUGGUACUGUAUAAAAGUCAAUGUAGCACUAGUUCCUGUGCACGCUGAUGUUUUACACUGUCUUCUCACUGAGUUUGUGGGUCAAAUUAGAAGCUGCUAGCGUUUCCUCUAAGACCUUAAGAGAGCAGGACGCCCCAAGCGUUCUUCAACCUUCAAACUGUUCACGACUCUUCUCACACGUACGCACAUACACACUCUGCUCUGUAGCAUAGCUGCAUUUUUCACUUAACAGUCACCCAUGAAUACUUUCAACACUAUCGACUUGCUUCUAGUUUCUCUGUCACUCUCCCGCUCUGUUUUGUUUCCAGAGCCCAAGAAGCUUCUCCACUGCACUGAAAUGCACUAAAUGUGGUCUAGAGAGCAGAUGUGCUGUGCAUUUAAAAUAAAUAAAUGUUUUUGUAAGUUUACAAUU